CCAUUAAACGGAAGCUCGUUCAGUUCAGCUGACAGACACGCGCGCGCUACGUCGCUAGCAGAGCGACUGGUCACGUGACCGAGGCUGGGAGACCCGUUUUGUUCACGCGCCUCACAGACUGCAGGUCGCGCGGGGACAGACACAGCUCAGACGGGCGCGCGCGCGGAGAGCUGCACUGUGUGUAAACAUGAAGCUGCUGGUUGUGAGCGCCGCACUGCUGGGCUGGGUUUGCGCUUCAGCCCUGGUCACCGAACACGAUGAAUACAUCUUCAAAACGUGGAUGUCUGAGCACAAUAAACACUAUGGCCUGGAUGAGUAUUACCAGAGGCUGCAGAUCUUCUUGGAGAAUAAGAAGAAAAUCGACACGCACAAUGCUGGAAAUCACAAAUUCAGAUUGGGACUAAACCAGUUCUCGGAUAUGACUUUUGCUGAAUUCAAGAAAUUCUACCUUCUGAAAGAACCUCAGGAGUGUAACGCUACCAAAGGGAAUCAUCUUAAAGGUGUCGGCUUGUACCCAGACUCCAUUGACUGGAGGAAGAAAGGAAACUAUGUCACUGAAGUGAAAAAUCAGGGUGCUUGUGGCAGCUGCUGGACUUUCUCUACCACAGGCUGCUUGGAGUCUGUUACGGCAAUCACCACUGGGAAACUCCCUUUACUGUCAGAGCAGCAGUUGGUGGAUUGUGCCGGUGCGUUCAACAAUCAUGGCUGCAAUGGGGGACUUCCGAGUCAAGCCUUUGAGUACAUCAUGUACAAUAAAGGACUUAUGACUGAGAAUGACUAUCCAUACAUUGGUGCAGACCGUCCAUGUAAGUACAAUCCUCAGCUUGCUGCUGCCUUUGUGAAGGAUGUGGUCAACAUCACAAAAUAUGAUGAGAUGGGGAUCGUGGAUGCUGUGGCCAGGCUCAACCCUGUCAGCAUUGCUUUUGAGGUUCUGCCUGAAUUUAUGCACUAUGAAAGUGGAGUGUACAGCAGCACGGAGUGUCACAACACUACAGAAACCGUGAAUCAUGCCGUGCUCGCUGUGGGUUACGCUGAGGAGAACGGCACCCCCUACUGGAUAGUAAAGAACUCUUGGGGAACCUCUUGGGGCAUUGAUGGAUACUUCUACAUUGAAAGAGGAAGUAACAUGUGCGGCCUUGCUGCUUGUGCAUCAUAUCCAAUCGUUUGAAAUAAUAUUCAGCCACGUGAAAGCUGAAAGGGGAAAAUCAUCAGAGAUUCAGUUUCGCAUGAAUUUUAAACGUGAAAGCUGCAAGUAUGGAAAUCUAGAAGCUCAACUUUUGUGUGUCAAUCAGGAAUAAUACAUUUGCUUUUUUUUUUGAAAGAAAAAUCAUUUUACCAGUUGGAGGCCUUAAAUGAUAUUAAUUGCCUUAAUUGCAUUUUCUUUUUACAUUACAUUACAUUACAUGACAUUACAGGCAUUUAGCAGAUGCUCUUAUCCAGAGUGACAUACAACAUACCAUCAUUUAAAUACUUCAUUUUUAAAUGCUUUUGACUUUUUAAGGAUUGAUCAUAGAACCUGAUUUAAAUAAUAAAAAAAACAGCACACAAAAAA
Molecule: messenger RNA, 1552 nt
Organism: Neoarius graeffei (lesser salmon catfish)
Lineage: Eukaryota; Metazoa; Chordata; Actinopteri; Siluriformes; Ariidae
Gene: ctsh
Product: cathepsin H
Exons: 12
Coding region: 188-1168 (326 amino acids)
Biological process (GO): immune response
Cellular component (GO): lysosome
Molecular function (GO): cysteine-type endopeptidase activity
Source: RefSeq, a predicted model, not a curated record